AUUAUUAAAAGAAAAAAAAGCAGUUAACUGUUUAAAGUCAAACGUGUAUGUUAGUUUGUAUGCAUAGUCUUCUCAUAGCGUUAAAUGAAAAAAAGUAUGAAUGCUUCCUUUAUUGUGACACUUUCUGUAUUAAAAAAUACCAUCUUUUACUAACGCCUUUUUUUUGCGGGGGAUUCGCAAAAAUAAAAAAAAAAGCGACGCUUUUUCUCUUUAUCAUAAACACACAUACGGCAAGUAAAGCGUUAUUUUAGACGAAGAUCAACUUAAACCUUGUUAAAAUAUUUUUUUGUACUGGUGAAAUCUAAAAAAAAAAACACAUCCCAUUUUUUAAAACAAAAAGUAUAGAUGCAAAAGAUUAAGAAUCUUUUAUACGACAUUUUUAUUCUUCACAAAGUGCUUUGUGAGUUUUUCUCUAGUAAACCGCUCUCGUGAUCAAACUUAUCCAAUUCCAGUCCCAACGUUGUGACCCAAAUACAGCAGACUACAGUCCUAAUUAAGGAGGGAACACCUAGGAAAGCUGAUUUAAUUUAAGGAAUUCUUUAGUAUGACAUUCAUUUGAUUUCUAGAAUUAAGUCAUAAGCUUAUUAUGGAUAAUUCAACUGAAAAUCAAGCAUUGAGUGCCAAAGAAAUGCAAGAUGCGAGUGAAAUGGGAAAUAAUGCAUCCAAUGAUGAAGCACCUCCAUCCAACACAUUUUUACACAACAAGAAACGACUUGUUGAAUCUUCUUCAGAAUUCGCGGAAAACAAAAAAUCGCGAACGGAGAAUGUUGAACAAAAUGUUCAAGAUGAAAAUCGAAACCCACUGACAGAGAAGGAGCUUCUAUUAGCCCUUAAAAACCAAAUAGAGUAUUACUUUUCUGAUGACAACUUACGUCGUGAUUAUUUUUUCAAUACAAAACUUACGGAAAAUCAAGAAAAUUGGCUUGCCGUCAAAUAUAUUUUGAGUUGUCGGAAAAUAAUGAAGCUCAAUGCUACACAGGAAAAUAUUGAGGAAGCUCUUGUCACUUCUGAUUUAGAUACAAAACUUGAUGAAAAGAACAAUCUUUGGAUUCGUCGAACGUCACCUGUGCCCUCUUUAGAUCCUGAUGUUGUUUCUAAUAGAAAAAAUGAUUUUUCGAAGAACCAACAAUGUAAAAAAGCUCAAGGCUGCCCUACAAGUGUUCAAAAUAUUCAUCAACUUGGCUGCUUCUUAAAAAUUCAAAAUAUACCAAAAGAUGUCAAUUGGCUUCCUGUUAAAAAGGCUCUACAAGAAAAGUUAAAAGAGACAAAACUCAAACAUGUUUCCAAAGUUACUCCAAAUGGUGAAGCCUACGCAGUAUGCCGUCCGUUCCCAAAUGAUGUUGAAUUUUUUUCUGAGCUCAAAACUAUUGAUGUGAAUGGACAAACCGUGGCCGUUGGGCUUGUACACGAUCUUAAUCUUGUAUCCGAAAUUCUUGCAAAUCAUGUUCCAAAAGGACUUGUUCGUGAUAGAGUUAAAGAUUUACAAAAAUUGAAAGCUUCAAUCGCUUCGACACCUCUCAGUUUAGGUGGAACUCGUUUCGAAAACGUGGAACAUCUCCGAAAGUGUUAUAAAGAACUUCUUGAUACGUCUCCCUUGGGUGAAUGUCUUAAACCUCAAGCUUUCACUGUUAUUCGAGCGAUUCUCAAUUAUCACCCUAAUGCCGCUAAAAAGCUUCAUCAAAUUAAGAGUAUUAAGGUCGACUUAAGACAGGACGUCCCAUCAACACCUGAUAGCAAACCGACAAAAUGUUUUUUUAUUGUUCGCGAAGAUGAUUCAUGCGAGGAUGUAUCUAUGGUGAAAUGCAUUACCGAAAUGAUGAAAAAUCCGCCUCGUGCACAUGACACAGAAGAAAAAAAAGAUGUGCAGGUUAAAGCUGAUACUGAAGAUACUGCUACGAGCAUUGUAUGAGGAACUAUUUUUUGAAAAUAAUUCCAGCACUAUAUUUUUAAUUUUAACAUUACCGGUUCACACAUUUAUUCUAGUUCUAUACAAAAGUUUCAUGAUGACGUUUUUUAUUAACCCUUUGUUUUUCGUUAAUGCCAGUAAUAUAGGUACCUAGUUCUAGUCAAUGGCCACUACCAUUGACUUAGUUAACACGUUUUUUCUUUUGAAAACAUAUUAGAUAACUACAUGGUUAUAAAUAUAUGUGAACGAAUUCUUCAUUAAAAAAAUGGCUUUGUAAGAACUUCCUACUAUAG
This is a messenger RNA of Hylaeus volcanicus, 2199 nucleotides long. RefSeq lists its product as uncharacterized. NCBI's taxonomy places the organism in Eukaryota, Metazoa, Arthropoda, Insecta, Hymenoptera, Colletidae. The transcript has 8 exons. Gene Ontology annotation, cellular component: chloroplast. Gene Ontology annotation, biological process: chloroplast rRNA processing; chloroplast organization. Bases 587 to 1909 code for a protein of 440 amino acids. The record is from RefSeq and is a predicted model, not a curated record.